UACAGAGAAACGUGCGGCCGACAUCCAGAAAACAGGCCUUCCUCUGGAAAUGCUGCUUUCUGUCAAGCCGACUAUCAAAACACAUUAAAUAUGAAGAUUUGAUAGAAAAACGUAUAUAUAAGCCAACAGUAACCCAUAAGAUGAUUCUCUACAAUGCCUACCCCAGGAGGAAUUAUUCCACAAAUAAGGGCCCAGCGUGACAUUUAUGAGAAAGCCAGGGUCCUCCUGUGCAAAAUUGAUUGGUUCUCAGCCAACGGGCUCCCGGGCGUUGCAAACAAAGGCACCUUCUCCACUGGGACCUAUCAGAUGCAGGGCAGAGUAUUGCCUCUGCCUUUGGAACUUCAGGAAAUGCUCAACUCCUAUCUGGGCAGCACACAUCUGUGGCCAGCAAAGAGGAACCUGGCUUUGAAAAUGAAACAACUUCCUCCUCAAUUCGUUUCCAUCUUGGCCAUCUAUUGCUUCUGCAUGCUACAGAUUCCCUCCUCAGGAUUUCCUCGACCUCUAGCUGAUCCUCCAGAUGACUUGGAUAUCAUGCAGCUUGAGUGGCUGGCAUAUGGGGCAACUCUUUCUUGGCAAACUAAGGAUAAUCAAGACAUAUACAAAAGGGAUUCGAGGACUGAUGCAGGAGAUUUCACCAAGAAGGAUCACACUGCCACCUUGGGAUGACCAUUUUUCCUUUUCAGGAAUUCAGUGGCAAAGACAAACUGGAUCAGAUAAGGAAAUCGAGCAAUUAUUUUGAACAAAUGUCAAAUUUCUUUCUGUGAACAAUACUUAAAGAUAAUUCUCUUGCUCUGUAUUCUCCAGAAUAUUCAGUUGUGUAAAAAAUAAAGUAGCAUAGGCAUAACAUUUUCAUUUCUUGUUGGGAAGUCUUGGGGGAGGGAUAAGAUGUAUUUUUAAACUAACAGGAUAUAUAUUUUUUAAAUGUGUUGGUUUUGAUAUUGUUUUCAUGUGCGUCAGCUAUCUUGUUAUUACUGAGAAUUGAGAGGACUGUCUGGCUUCAUAUUCUGACCCUUCCCCCUUUUAGCUGGAGGACUAUGGGCUGGUCACUUCUCUAUGCCUCAUUCUCCUCCAUGGUAAAGUGUAGUUGGUAAUGAUAGUACCUUCACAUAAUUUUUGUGAUGACUGGGGAGACCACCUGUUUUAGUAAGGGGCUUAGCAUAGUGGUACAUAGCGCUCAGUAAGCAUUGGCUCUAAUUACACUUCAAAGAUGAAAUCAAAGAUGAUUUUCAUGACACAAAUGGUACCAGAGCAACCUGUCCUUAUGAGAGCUGCUUCUCUGUGGCUGACCAGGGCCUUGAGGUUAUAGCACUAAGUUAAUGUCUAACAAUUCCAUGAGUCUUAGGCCCCUUACCUUCUUAGGCACCUCCUCUGUAAACAGGAUGUGACUUCCAGGCCUCCCAAGAUCAUUUGAAGGAGUAGAUGACGCAGAAGAUCUUCUCUUACUCUUUAAAUAAUAGUAACACAUACUUUCUCACUCUUUUUUCUCCAAUCACAUUUACAUUAGUUCUUUUUUUAAUUGUUUAUGUAUUUUGAAAGAGAGAAAGAGUGCACAUGGAGCCCAAUGCAGGGCUCAAGCUCACAAACCAUGAGAUCAUGACCUGACCCGAAAUCGAGAGUCAAAUACUUAACUGAUAGCCACCCAGGGGCCCCAUAUUAGUUCUUUUCACUGCAAUCUAUAUAUCUCCCAUAUUGUUUUGUCUCUCUGAUAUUCAUUAUGGAUAUUAUCUUUUAGUCUGUCUUCCAGUUCACUAAAUCUCUUUUCAGCUGUGUCUCUUAUGUUAUUAAAGCCACCUGCUGAGGGGUGCCAGGGUGGCUCAGUCAGCUAAGCUUCUGACUCUUGAUUUUAGCUCAGGUCAAGAUCUCAUGGUUAGUGAGUUUGAGCCCCACAUUGGGCUCCACACUAUGACUGUGUGGAGCCUGCUUGGGGUUCCCUCCCCCCCCUCUUUCUCUGCCCCUCCCAUGCAUUCUAUCUCAAAAAAAAAAAAAAAAACCUUAAAAAACUUUUAAAAAGCCACCUGUUGAGUUCUUAAUUAGGAUUAUUAUAUUUUUCAGUACCAGAAUUUCCAUUUGCUAAUUUCAUAUUUUCUAGCUCUCUGGUGAGAUUCUCAAUCUUGUCAUUUUUCUCCUUUAACCUAUUAAGAAUAGAUAUUUUUAGAGUGUUUCUGAUAAGUAAAUAAUCUAGCUUCCCUUUAUGUAUGUUUCACGAUUGCUAUUUAUCUUGGUUUUUUAUUACGUACCCUUAUUCUUACAGUAUAGUUCUUUGGGGGCCUUAAUGAAAUAGUUGAGAGUUUUUCAUGGGUUCCUCCAUUGCACACCCUACACUCCAGUUCUUGCCCCCUGGUCCUAGAGGGUGACAAAGAUUGCUGCCCAGUUUUUCAGUCUCACAGCUGCCUUCCUGAGACCUUCAGAUAUUCCUAUAAGAAAUAUACUAGCCCCAAAGGUUUAUUUUACCUUUCUGGGUUUACAUCUUAAUCAUAUUAUGGCCUUAUAAGUCUUAACUGCCAAGUUAUCCUUCUUGAUACCAAUUUACCACAGGAAAUUCUUGCAAAUCCAUGAGAACACAGGUACAAGAGUGUUCACAUAGUUUCUUAGAGCAAAAGAGUUGGAAAGAACCAAGAUGUCCAUGAGAAAAGAAGAAAUAAAUAUAAUAUUCAUAUAAAUGAACAUUUGCAUGAUGUUAGAAGAGUCUUAAAAUCAUGAUGUUGAGUGAAACAAGCAAGAUGAUUUUUAUGGAAAGAUAUAAGUUGAAUACUAUUGUGAGAACAAAUACCAGAUUUAGGAGAGCAGUGAUUCCUGAGGUAGGAAGAUUGACACAAACCAGGGAGCCACAGCAGGGCUUCAACUAUAUUGGUAAUUUUUACAGUGGGUGUUAAUUGUGUAAAAAAAUAAUAAUUUACAAAUGAAUUUAUGUGGAAGCACAGAGAUUGUGUCCAGGAAGAUCAAAGAGAGAGGUGGUUCUUGAAUUGAUUCUUUUUUUUUAAUGUUUAUUUAUUUUUGAGAGACAGCAUGUGAGCAGGGGAGGGGCAGAGAGAGAGGGAGACACAGAAUCUGAAGCAGGCUCCAGGUUCUGAGCUGUCAGCACAGAGCCCGAUGCAGAGCUUGAACCCAUGAACCUUGAAAUCAUGACCUGAGCUGAAGUCAGAUGCUUAACAGACUCAACUACCCAGGCACCCCUUGAAUUGAUUCUUGAAGUAUCUGUAAGAUUUCUAUAGAUGGCAAUGGAAAAGAGCAUCCCUGACAGAAUAACAAAGGCAGGAAAGUGGGAAGAUUCAGGGCAUGUUCAAAAGACUGACUACAAGUAGCCUAGUCUGACCAGAGGACAGGGUGCGUUGCAGGGUGGUUUCCUCCUGCUUUCCCACCUCAGCCCCUGCACACAUACACAACCUUCCUGCUGGGCUAGAUAACACUUGUUGAAACUGGGGUGAGGCUAGAUUCAAGUAACUUGGAGAUGAAGCUAUGUAGCCCAUGUUGAGGUGCUAUGACCAGCCAUAAUUGAGAUAUAUGGACAGUGUGCAUGACUUGGCAGCCAGACUACCAGGGGUUCAAAUUCCACCUCUGCCUCUCACUAUUUGUGAGAGCCUAGAAGAAGGAGAGGCAGAUUUGGUGAACAGCUGGUUAGUUUCUACUGUAGUAAAAGUAUUAUCUCUAGGCCAUGAGAAAACUGACACUCAUAGGUAUUAAAUUCUUGUCCAAGAUCUUUCAGUAAAUGGCAGAGUCAGAAUUCAAACCCAGGUGUAACUGGCUCUAAUAUCUAUAGCUCAUGACUCACCAUUGCCAGCUGUCUCUCAGGGACACAGAAUUAGCCCUUGGCUGUGUGCAGGAGUGGGAUGGAAUGAGGGUGGAGGGUUGAGUUCUACAGGAAGUUACGAAGCUAUAAUGCCUGUCACCUUAGUCCUGGACUUGCUAGGUAGAGAUGAUGUACCUAGUACAAGAACAGAGUGAAGCAAGAAUUCGCUGCAGCCGAGUAAUGCCAGGACCACUUCUUAUUUAGGGGUCAAGAGAGGGUUCUGGGUAAAUUGGGGGAGGUUGAGUAGGGACCUCCCCCACCUCUGCUUGGGCUCUCAAAUUCUUUUCCAAUUCAACAUGUUUAGACACUUUGGCUUUCUUAGUAUUUAUAAAGAUAUUUUUCCUAUAUAUCUCAAUCUCUGAAAGAAAUAGAUGUGCUUGGCCCAAACAAACCCCUUCAGAGGGUUGGAAAAGUUCCACCUCUGGACAAUUUUAUUUUUUGUUCAAUUGUCUGAUCUCUUUGCUGACUCCUAGCAUUUCAGUUUAACAUUAAAACCAUCAAUUUGCCUCAAGAGAUUAAGUCACGAUCAAUAGAAACCCUGAAGGAGAAGAUAAUAGGACUUACAUUAUUUAUACUCUCAGUCUUUGUCUUCCAGACAUUGGUGAAAUGGAACUUAGGAAAUUGCUGUAAUAAAGCAGGACAAGAGGCUUUCACCGCAUAGCAGCUGUAGGGACACUGGAGCACCGGGAAGUGGGCAGUAGACUAUGUGGCUGCACACUCAGAAAGAGAGGUGGCCAAGGGAAGAGUUACCAUUUGUCACCAUUUCCCAGGGAAAACUCAUCCUGACCUCAAACAGUGGAAGAAGCGUGAGGAACAUUUGCAGGAGAGUUAUUUUAUGCUUGAUUGGCACUUGAGUGAUGGACAGCACUGUAAAACGUACCUUUUUAUCAGGGGAUAGGGUCUACUCCCACUGAACUAGAAAACAAAGAAACCUCUGGGUGAUGAGACUUGUUUUACUUAGAGUGAGAGACCCAACAAUAUUGUGAUUUGAAGAACAAGUAAGUUUUUCUCUCUAGCUUACAGUUCCAAUGUGGAUGACCCAGAUCAAUGGAGCAGCUCUGUUCCUUGAGCCGUUCAGAGAUACAGGACCCUGAAAAUCGCUGCCCCACUAUACCCUGCACUGUCAAUGCUGAGUUUCCACCAGUCUAUGCUCUAGCUUGAUGAGAUGCACACACAGUGUGUUAAGGCCUGGGCCUGGAAAUGGCAAACAUUGCUUCCCUCCCUUGGAGAGAAAUCAGCAACAAGGCCACACUCAGGGCAUGUAGUCUGUACCUGGGGUGGCCAUGUACCACUAAACCCUGCUGCCUUAGAUUUAGAAGAAGAGAAGGGUGCCUAGUGGGCAACACAGGAUUCAAUGUCAAGGAAGGGGAAGGGAUUCUUUUUUUUAUUAUUAUUAAUAUAAUUUAUUGUCAGAUUGACUUACAUACAACACUCAGUGCUCAUUCCAAUGACUGCCCUCCUCAAUGCCCAUCACCCAUUUUCCCCUCUCCCUCACCCCCCAUCCACCCUCAGUUUGUUCUCUGUAUUUAAGAGUCUCUUGUGGUUUGCUUCCCUCCCUUUCUGUUGGUAACUAUUUUCCCCCCUUCCCUUCCCCUAUGGGCUUAUGUUAAGUUUCUCAAGAUCCACAUAUGAGUGAAAACAUAUGAUAUCUGUCCUCCUCUGACUGACUUAUUUCACUUAGCAUAACACUCUCCACUUCCAUCUGUGUUGGUACAGAAGGCCAUAUUUCAUUCUUUCCCACUGCCAAGUAGUAUUCCAUCGUAUAUAUAAACCACGUCUUCUUUAUCCAUUCAUCAGUUGAUGGACAUUUAGGCUCUUUCCAUAAUUUGGCUAUUGUUGAAAGUGCUGCUAUAAACAUUGGGGUACAAGUGCCCCCAUGCAUCAGCACUCCUGUAUCCCUUGGGUAAAUUCCUAGCAGUGCUAUUGCUGGGUCAUAGGGUAGAUCUAUUUUUAAUUUUUUGAGGAACCUCCACACGUUUCCAGAGCGACUGCACCAGUUUGCAUUCCUACCAGCAGUGCAAGAGGGUUCCCAUUUCUCCACAUCCUUGCCAUCAUCUGUAGUUUCCUGAUUUGUUCAUUUUAGCCACUCUGACUGGGGUGGGAUGGUAUCUAAGCAUGGCUUUGAUUUGUAUUUCCCUGAUGAUGAGUAACAUUAAGCAUCUUUUCAUGUGUCUGUUGGCCAUCUGGAUGUCUUCUUUGGAAAAGUGUCUAUUCAUGUCUUCUGCCAUUUCUUCACUGAAUUAUUUGUUUUUUGGGUGUGGGGUUUGGAAAAUUCUUUAUAGAUUUUGGAUACUAGCCCUUUAUCCAAUAUGUCAUUUGCAAAUAUCUUUUCCCAUUCUGUCCGUUACCUUUUAGUUUUGUUGAUUGUUUCCUUUGCAGUGCAGAAGCUUUUUAUCUUGAUGAGGUCCCAAUAGUUCAUUUUGGCUUUUAAUUUUCUUGCCUUUGGAGAUGUGUCAAGUAAGAAAUUGCUGCAGCUGAGGUCAGAGAGGUUUUUUCCUGCUUUCUCGUCUAGGGUUUUGAUGGUUUCCUGUCUCACAUUUAGGUCUUUCAUCCAUUUUGAGUUUAUUUUUGUGAAUGGUGUAAGAAAAUGAUCUAGUUUCAUUCUUCUGCAUGUUGCUGUCCAGUUCUCCCAGCAUCAUUUGUUAAAGAGACUUUUUUCCAUUGGAUACUCUUUCCUGCUUUGUCAAAGAUUAGUUGGCCCUACAUUUGUGGGUCCAAUUCUGGGUUCUCUAUUCUAUUCCAUUGGUCGAUGUGUCUGUUUUUGUGCCAAUACCAGACUAUCUUGAUGAUUACAGCUUUGUAGUAGAGGCUAAAGUCUGGGAUUGUGAUGCCUCCCACUUUGGUUUUCUUUUCCAAGAUUGCUUUGGCUAUUCGGGGUCUUUUGUGGUUCCAUAAAAAUUUUAGGAUUGUUUGUUCUAGCUUAGGAAGAAUGCCAGUGCAAUUUUGAUUGGGAUUACAUUGAAUGUGUAGAUUGCUUUGGGUAGUAUUGACAUUUUAACAAUAUUUAUUCUUCCAAUCCGUGAGCAAGGAAUGUUUUUCCAUUUCUUUGUGUCUUUUUCAAUUUCCUUCAUAAGCUUUCUAUAGUUUUCAGCAUACAGAUCUUUUUAUAUCUUUGGUUAGGUUUAUUCCUAGGUAUUUUAUGGUUCUUGUUGUAAUUGUAAAUGGGAUCCGUUUCUUUAUUCCUCUUUCUGUUGCUUCAUUAUUGGUGUAUAAAAAUGCAACUGAUUUCUGUACAUUGAUUUUGUACCCUGUGACUUUGCUGAAUUCAUGUAUCAGUUCUAGGAAUCUUUUGGUGGAAUCUUUUGGAUUUUCUAUGUAGAGUAUCAUGUCAUCUGCGAGAAGUUAAAGUUUGACUUCUUCUUUGCCUAUUUUGAUGCCUUUUAUUUCAUUUUGUUGUCUGAUUGCUGAUGCUAGGACUUCCAGUAUGUUAAACCACAGUGGUGAGGGGCACCUAGGUGGCUCAGUUGGUUAAGCAUUCGACUUGGGCUCAGGUCGGGUUCUCACGGUUUGUGGGUUUGAGCCCUACAUCGGUCUGUGUCCUGACAGCUCAGAGCCUGGAGCCUGCUUCAGAUCCUGUGUCUCCCUCUCUCUCUCUGCCCCUCCCCCGCUCAUGCUCUGCUGCUGCUCUCUCUCUCUCUCUCAAAAA
This is a messenger RNA of Acinonyx jubatus (cheetah), 7433 nucleotides long. RefSeq names its product neuromedin S (gene NMS). The record is from RefSeq and is a predicted model, not a curated record. NCBI's taxonomy places the organism in Eukaryota, Metazoa, Chordata, Mammalia, Carnivora, Felidae. The transcript has 9 exons. Bases 154 to 666 code for a protein of 170 amino acids.